UGCACAUGCGUACUAGGACUGGCGGUUGAGCGCGAAUUUUGACAGACUUUUGGACGAUCUUUUGAAGAAACUUCGGCAAAUUCAAAUGUUUGACCAGAUUUUGAGCAAAACCGUGCAUUUUGAAGGAUCAGAGUGAGUUUAUCCGAGGCCCAACAUGAGUGUUCGUGUGGACAUGAGUAAGAUGCCGGCACAUGUCAGGGACUCGGCUUAUUUUGUGUCCAAAGGCAACAGUUCAGGGCAGAAAGGAAGAAAAAGGUCUACAGAAAACACAGGGAUUGUACCACUGAGUUUUCCUGCAACAAGGGCUGUGUUAUGGAGCCGAACCCCAACAGGAACCCCCUCCACACUCCAUCUGACCCACUACAGGAACUGCCAAGUUCUGGUGCUUGAGAAGACCCUGCGACUUGCCCAGAGACAUGCUCUACAGGCAGAGAACAGUCCCUUCUCAUGUUUCCUCAUCGGCAGUGCUGUGGUCGACUCAGAUGAGGAGGGAGUGACUGUAACGUUGGACAGGUUUGAUCCAGGCAGGAGUGUACCAGGCAGGACAGAGAGGAUCCCGACAGCCUCACUGCUGGGGGACCAUGUGGUGCAAACUGCCAUCACGCUAACAAAAAGGGCUCCAGGCUCAGAAGCAUCAGUCACCAGUUCGAAGGAGAUCUUUACCAAGACACUGCAGUCCCUCCACCACCACUGCUGCAGUAAGGACCCAGUGGACAUCUCCAACUCCCUGGCCCUUCAUGCUCACAUCUACGUACAGGACGAGGGAGACGCCAUGACCUUUGACCUCCACUUGUCGGCUGUCUCCAUGGCGACGUGUUUUGAGGCCACGCCCGUGACCCCCGUGCCCAUCAUCCCGACAGCGCUGGCCCGUAACCUGGCCGGACCGCUCAACCUAAGCGAGGUGCAGGGGGCACCCAAAUCUGGGUUCCUGACCAUGGACCAGACCAGGAAGCUGCUCCUCCUGUUGGAGUCUGACCCCAAGAUAUACAGUCUCCCAUUGGUCGGCAUCUGGGUGUGUGGUCCAGUGAACAUCCACAGUCCCCACGUCUGGGCCUGCUGCCUCAGAUAUAUGUACAACACUAACAUACAGGACAGAGUGUACACCCCCCUGCAGGGGUUCCUGGUGGUGCUGUACUCCCCCACUCACUCCCAGCCUGAGUUCUACGACUGCAGGACUAAAGACGGCGUCAUGAACUUCAACCUCUACAACUGCUUUGAAACACUGCAUGUGUUGAAGGAUGCGGAGAAGAUGGACAAGCGUCCGCUGCAUCUGGAGUUGGUGCCUGCAGAGGACGGGCAGAACUUUGCACUCUUUCAACAGGCACUAAACGAUAUGGACCCCAUAGAAUGUCCGACCGCCAUGUCACCUGAUUCUGCCAUGAAGAGGAUGUUCCCUGGGGAGGACAGUAACCAUGGUAACAGUCACCAUGACAGCCCAGUGCCACGCCCCUCUCCCUCUCCUCAUCCCCUCUCAGGAAAGUCUCCAGUGGUGCAGCCUUUGGUACCAGAGCUGUCCAUGGUCUUUGACAGCUUCUGCGAACUUCUUCCCCAGAACGUCAACAAGCUGAACGACUCCCUCCUGGGCAAAGAGAACCAAACCGUGAACCAGGGAGGAGGCAAGCACGUCCACUUCGCUCCCUCCAACACUGCAUCGCCAAAGGGUGUGACAUCUCCACACACACAUGCUUCUCCACAAGGGAGACAACCACUGAGGAACUACAACUACCAGACACCGCCUCAGGAUGGCAACCAAACAGACCAAAAACAGCACAGUGGUGGAAACCACCCACACCAGUCUUCAAACUCCAAGCAAUACAGUAGUAAACAGCCUUCCUCUAACAUCCACACAGCAGAUGCUCACGACCAAGGCAAGGGUGCACCACAUCAUCCACAUGGCAAUGUCCCUACUCAUAGGCACACAGCUCCAGCCAACCCACCCAGGGGUUACGCACCACCCUAUAACCCAUCUGCAGCAAACCCACACAUGCCGCAGCUACAGCAGCAACAGAGCAUGCCCCCAUCCCAUCCCUCACACGUGCAGCAAACACAGAACGGAGACCAACACUGGCAGCCACGACCUCCAGCCUACCCCCCUCAACAACCCUGGCAGCCAUCAGCGAAUUACAACCACCGGGCCCCUCAAAACAACACCUAUCAACCAGCAUCACAACCGUAUAGUCAACAAACACUUCAAGGAGCACAACCACCUCACCCAGGGAUCUUAAAGAAUCCUCAACAGAAACCUGUAAAGUCACAGAGGUCAAAGAAAAGGAAUUCUUCCCACGGAACACCACCAGAAGGUCAUCACCAUGGAAACAGUGGUCAUCACCACGGUAACAGGCGUCCUCCACAGGCUGUCCACUUCACACCCACCCCACAUCAAAUGGAAGGUUCCAAUUCAGCGGCCAAUCAGCAGCGAGAGAGCGAUGACGAGCCCCUGUCACCAGCCAAUCAGAGCGAAGGAUACCACAGUGCCCUGCUGGAGCAGUCAGAUGUGGCAGCCAAUCAGGAGGAGAGUUGUGGGCAUGCCCAGUCUGGGAUGAGCCCAGAUGCUUACAAACUGCUGAUGCAGCAAGAUGCACAACUCAAGAUGCUGAUGGCUCAGAUACAGCGUCUCCUUGGAGCACAGACCCCCAGUGGGGGCGCAGAGCAGGAAGGAAAAGCUCCAUCAUCCAUCCCUUCACCCACUUUCAAUCAUCAGGCCCCGCCCACCAAUCCUAAUCCUUCAGCCAAUCAGGGAACACAGAUGCAUGAUGGCAGCAACUCUGUUGACACUGAAGUAAAUACAGCCAGUGUAGCUUGCUCUUCUGAAGUCUCACACACUGAAAAAAGGACUGCAUCUAUCGCGAUCAACACUGGGACCAGUCUGUACUGGGGUGAUGCAAGUUCAGAGGUCACCUCCCAAGAACAAGCCAAUCAAGAAGCUCUGCAUAUGUCAUGUGACAUACAAGACAGUAGUGCUCAUGAAACAGUUACUGGUGAAACAUCACCCAAAUCACCAGAUGAGCUGGUAGCCAAUGAGAGGAGUGGAUACACAUCACAUGAUCAUGAUGGAACCAAUGAGCGGAGUGUAGGCACAUCACAUGACCACGAGGGAACCAAUCAGCAAGGCUCCUUUGGCGUGGACCUGAACCAGCUGCCUGUAGAACAAGAAGCAGGUCCUCAGAGCAGUAUGGUCUCCUCUCUUCAGGCGGUCGACAUCGAGAGUUACGCUGGCAGCACUCCCUCAAGAUCUCCACUUGACAGUGAAGCAAACCACCGGACCAGUCUGGGCCAGAUGUUCCAGAGCCCAGUGCUGGGGGAGAGUGCCAGUAUGUGUGUGCAACAACAACAGAUGGAAGGUGGAGAAGAAGAGGAGGAGGAGAGAUCAAACAAUCCGACAUCGUUCAGGGAUGAAGAGCAUUUCUACCAGCAGAUACUGGGCCAGGUGAACCAGCUCCUCCACAACAGUUCCCCUGAAGCACAAGGCCCGCAGAAGGAACCCCGCCUGUCUCUGCCUGCACAUCCCUCCAUCUCACCCCCUCCCAAACCCAGGAGAUUGUCUGAGAGUGCUCUGUGGGAGAAAGAACACCAGCGGGUUGUCAAGGCAACCAGACGACAGCUGAAGCGGAUGGGAGCAGUGGUGGAGGAGGAACAUCAGCACUCCAGAAAACACACGGACCAUCAAAGGCCUUCAGCUGCCUUCCCUAGUGCAGAAUUCAUCCCCAAAAUCAACUACAUCUCGCUCUCUGAGAUGGCUCUGGAAGGCGCCGGCACCGAUCUCAGCUUCGAGGCAAACGCCAUCGCCAUGAAGUACCUCUCAGACGACCAGCUCUCCAACCUGCCAAUCACUCCCAGUUGCCAUGGCAACCAGGCUCCUCCACCAAUCAGAUCCACGGCUGCGAACCAGUCGUUGCUAAGGGGCAUGUUCAGGGGGAGGGGCAUGAGGGGUAGGACCAGUUUUGAAGUGACUCCUGUGAAUAUGUCCAUGGCCACUUGGAAAUACAUGAGAAGGUACGUCCUGCAAUUUCAUGGAGGAACAUCAAUAUAUGGACUGAUAGAGGAAGAGGAUGAGGAAACCAGUCAGGUGUUCAGCCCUCCUAAAGACGUCACCUCGAGUCGAUCCUACUCCAGCUCUGAGAGUGACCAGGACGAGGAAGAACAACACUCCUCAAGGAACACACAAGGGCGUAGAAGUGAAGUGGAAGAGGCGUCUCAAGGAAGGGCAAGAAACGGGUCCAAGGAAUGCAGCUGUUGCUCAGGAUCCAGCCAUGGUUCAAGUAGAAGAAGUGGAAACCUGAGGGACAACAUGGCACAGAGCGAAGAGCCGAUCGUGGUCUUUCCUGAGAAAUUCAAGGGUGCAUCAAGACGACAGUCUUCUUCUUCACACUCACAGUUUGAAGAUGAAGAAGGCUCAAGGGUGUCCAGAGGUUCCUCAGAAAUUGGAGGCGCAGAUCGUGAAAGAAGAGGAAGAAGUUCAAGGGAAGGAGGUGGAGAGACAAGUAAUAUACUUGAUCUUGGGAAGCUGAGGCAGAUGCCUAAACUUCUGUAG
Molecule: messenger RNA, 4531 nt
Organism: Branchiostoma belcheri (Belcher's lancelet)
Lineage: Eukaryota; Metazoa; Chordata; Leptocardii; Amphioxiformes; Branchiostomatidae
Product: SCL-interrupting locus protein-like
Exons: 22
Coding region: 155-4531 (1458 amino acids)
Biological process (GO): centrosome duplication; protein localization to centrosome; smoothened signaling pathway
Cellular component (GO): centriole; centrosome
Source: RefSeq, a predicted model, not a curated record